CGAACGAGCCUAUGAAGCGUUUCAGGGGGGGGGGGUCACGAAGACUUGUACCAUGAUUUACUAUGUUAUUGUUGCCAUGGAUAAGGGAACACCGAUCGUCGUGAGGGAGAUCGAGAUGAUUAAAAGGAAGAGUUUGGAGGAUCUAGAGAACGGGAUGUACGAUGUUGAGCAUGUUGAGGUCGUGAACUGUACAAGGAUGGUAUUGGAGGCGCAGGAGAAAAAAUAGACAGAUGAGUGAAUGAUAAACCCGGGGUUAUUCUGUUUG
Molecule: messenger RNA, 265 nt
Organism: Tuber aestivum (summer truffle)
Lineage: Eukaryota; Fungi; Ascomycota; Pezizomycetes; Pezizales; Tuberaceae
Source: the annotation of a GenBank genome assembly